Messenger RNA from Hylaeus anthracinus, 689 nucleotides. RefSeq names its product cytochrome b5-like. The record is from RefSeq and is a predicted model, not a curated record. Bases 190 to 552 code for a protein of 120 amino acids. Lineage: Eukaryota; Metazoa; Arthropoda; Insecta; Hymenoptera; Colletidae. Gene Ontology annotation, cellular component: membrane; intracellular membrane-bounded organelle. The transcript has 4 exons. Gene Ontology annotation, molecular function: heme binding.
UUUUUUAUCAUUCAGAUUUUCCUUACGUUCGAUCGCGAUCGUUCGUCCCGCAUUGUUCCCAAUGAUCCAUCGGUCCGAGCGCUCGGGAUUCGCUGCUAGCGUCGAGAUCUCCAGUUGUUUGCGCAAUUAAAUCCGAUUUAUACAACGUUCAAACGCGACGAGAUCGAUCGAGCAUUAGUUUCCGAAACGAUGAGUGAACUGUUACGGUACACGCUGAAGGAGGUAGCGCAACGCGAUGGGAACGAUGGAUCAAGGACCUGGAUCGUGAUCCACGACAACGUCUACGAUGUCACCGAUUACAAAGCCAAGCAUCCUGGUGGUCCAGAAUUGAUCGACGAAUACGCAGGACAAGAUGCAACAGCUGGAUUCGACGAUUUUGGCCACUCCUCGGACGCCAAACGCACGUUGAAGGACUUCCUCAUCGGCCAGCUAGUGGACGAAGACAAAACGGUGAACAGAAAAAAGAAAGGCUCCAGCAACGCUCAAACGAGGAUGGCAAAAGUGGGAAAGAGAAGGACGUUUAGGUCAGUAUUGUGCGGAGGCUGCGCGUAACGAAGCAUGUACCAGCCGCGGAUCGAGUCGUAUUAAUUUAUUUAUUUUUAUUUCCAUUUUCUUUAUUUACCACUAAUAUACAUGUUGAGCUAGUUGUAAACAUCCUAUGUAGAAUAAGAAUUUAUGUAUACGUACAA